This is a messenger RNA of Microtus ochrogaster (prairie vole), 4040 nucleotides long. It is a transcript of the gene Zscan18, whose product is annotated as zinc finger and SCAN domain containing 18. The transcript has 9 exons. Lineage: Eukaryota; Metazoa; Chordata; Mammalia; Rodentia; Cricetidae. The record is from RefSeq and is a predicted model, not a curated record. The coding region runs from base 366 to 2906 and encodes 846 amino acids.
UUGACUGAGGGCUGCUGGGCCACCCUAAAAGAAGCAGAGAGUUCUGUGUUCAGAGCCUGGUGAAACAAAAUGUGGAUAUGUUGUCUUACUGGAGCUGACAUUACACCCCAUAUCAAAAGAUGCUCCAGGAGAAUCAAAGAAGAUGGGUAAAGAAGAGUCUAGAGUGGAAGAUGGCAGAUCAACUUGGAGGCCAGCUGAAAGGAAGCUGUGUAGAAAGAUGUCAGGGUGUGUGUAGGGCUCUGGCUGCCUUGCUGUACAGGACAGAGGUCCUGGUAUUGCUGACCUUUCUUGGGUCCUUGUUAUCCUAACCAUCUCUGCUGAGUUCUUGGCUAGACACAGUUGCAUUUUUGUGGAGGCCUGGGAAGAUGUUGCCUUUGGAGAGGGCACUGGCCUCCCCAAGAAGCUCCCCACCCCACCCAGAACCACCUACUGUGCGGCCGGAAGUUAGAUCCCAACAGAUAGUGCCCAGUCAGCAGGAGGAACCCAACCAGGGGGAAGUAGUCAUUAAGCAACAAGAACCUAGCCAGCAGGAGGAACCCAGGAGGCAGGAUGAACCCAUCCAGGAAGAAGAACCCAUCCAGGUGCUGGAACCUAGUCAGAGAGAUGAGCCCAACCAGGGAGAAGAAUCCAGUCAGCAGGAUAAUCCUCUCAAUCAGAGGGAAGAACUCAGUGAACAACAAGAACCCAGCCAGCGGGAUGAUCCUAGUCAGGAGGAAGAACCUAGCCAGUGGGAAGAACCUGGCCAGAAGGAUGUACCUAUGCAACAAGAAGAACCUAUGCAGCAGGAUGAGCCUCACCAGUGGGAAGAACCCAUGCAGCAGGAGGAGCCCAUGCAGCAGGAGGAGCCCAUGCAGCAGGACAAAACCAUCCAACAAGAGCCAGUUGAGCAGGAUAAGUCCACCCCACAGGAAGAACUCAUCCAGCAGGAGGAACUCAUCCAGCAGGAGGAAUUUCUUCAGCAGGAGGAACCUAUCCAACAGGAAGCCUUCAUUCAGUACGAAGAAUCCAUUCAAGAUGCUUCCAUCCAACAGGAACUCAUCCACCAGGAGGAGUCCACUCAGCAGGAUAAGUCCAUCCAAAAGGAAGAAUUCAUUCAGCUAGAGAAGCCUAUCCAGCAGGUAGGGUUCAGCAAACAGGAGGAACCCAGCCAACAGAAAGAGCCUAGCCAGAAGGAUCAACCCAACCAACAGGAAGAACCCAGCCAGCAGGAAGAACCCAGCCAACAGGAAGAACUCAGCCAACAGGAAGAACCUAACCAGCCGGAAGAACCCAGGCAACAGGAAGAACCCAGCCAACAGGAAGAACCUAACCAGCCGGAAGAACCCAGGCAACAGGAAGAACCCAGCCAACAGGAAGAACCUAACCAGCCGGAAGAACCCAGCCAGCAGGAAGAACCCAGCCAGCAGGAAGAACCCAGCCAACAGGAAGAACUUAACCAGCUGGAAGAACCCAGGCAACAGGAAGAACUCAGCCAACAGGAAGAACCUAACCAGCCGGAAGAACCCAGGCAACAGAAAGAACCUAACCAGCCGGAAGAAUCCAGGCAACAGGAAGAGCCUAGCCAAAAGGAUCAACCUAACCAACAGGAGGAAUCCAGCCAACAGGAAAAGCCUGCCCAGCAGAAGGAAACAGAAACCAGCACUGAAAGAUCUGCUGCUGACCUGGAGUUUUCCCGCCUACGCUUUCGGGAGUUUGUCUACCAGGAGGCAGCUGGACCUCACCAGACUCUGGCCCAGCUUCAUGAGCUAUGCCGCCAGUGGCUGCGGCCCGAGGCCUGCUCCAAAGAGCAGAUCCUGGAGCUGCUGGUUCUGGAGCAGUUUCUGGGCAUCUUGCCAGACAGGGUUCGUCCCUGGGUGGUAGCCCAGUAUCCUGAGAACUGUGAGAAGGCUGCCUCCCUGGUGGAGGGUCUCUCUGAUAUCCUGGAGGAGCCAGGAAUGAUGUUGUGUUCCCCAGGUGGGUCAUUAUCUUCAUUCAGCGAGGGAGACUAUAAGAGGUGUCCUGAGCCCCUGCUGCUACCACGUGGGUUGUCGGGUCCCAGCAGAGACCUAAGACCUAGGGACAUCCUUGUACGCCGUGAUACGUCUCCCCUUCUUCCAGCCUGGCCUACUCUGGAAUCUGUACAUCUGGAUGAAAAACAUUUAGAGGGAGAAAAGAAUGAAGAGGCCAACUCUGUCACAGCUGAGCCAAAGGAGUCUCUACAGUCAGAAUGGGACAACCUGGACUCCACAGAAGAUAACCUGACCAGUUACAGCAAGCUGCUCCUGUUGGAGUGUCAGUUUUUCCAGGCUGGUCCAUCCUCCACGCUGGAGACAGAACCAGAGGAAUGUUGUGUGGCAGAAGAACUACCAGGAGGCAGCCUCCCAGACAGUACGAGGCAGCAGGAAAGCAAAGGAAAUGUGUGUGAGGAAGUCUCCAUGGGGGAGACACUGAUGGAGAGGCUUUCAGAGGAUGUUCCUGUUAGUCCUUCGAUAGACACUGCCCAGGAGGAACAGCAACCUCAGAAGGCUCUGGAUGCUGAGAAUGAGGAUUCAAGUCCUGCCAGUCCCCAGAGGCAAUCAGUCAUCCAGCAAUCAGCCCAGGACAAGGCUACACCACAUAAAGGCACUGGGACAAAGAGGCCUCAUCCAGAUGACGAGGACGAAGAGGACCCUGAGUGUCCGUCCAGCACCAGCAGCUACAAGCUGCCAUUUGAUGCAGGGAAGGGGCUCCAUGUGGGUGGCCGUGAUUCUGGGCAGGACCAAGGAACUUCUGCUGUGCGAUGCCCUGCAGUUGAUGAGUUUCAUGUAUCCCAAGGGAACCCCUAUACAUGUAGUGAAUGUGGCAAGGCCUUUGCAUGGAUUUCGAACCUUAUAGAGCAUCACAAGAGCCACAGCACUGAGACAUGCUAUGUAAGCCAGGACUGCUAGGACCCCUUCCAGUUCAGCUUGGCUGUGGUCAAGCACUGGAAGAGUCACAUACAAAAAAAGAAAAGCCACGCUCAGUGCCCAUCUCUGCCACAAGCAAAGCCACUGGUGAGAGGAUUGACAGCUCCUAGUGUGUGGGUAGUUUUCCCUGUACAAUCUGAGGUGUCAGAUGAGGAACUCUGCUAUGAGUAUCCCAUGACAUGACAGUUGUAGCAUGAGUGUUCUUAAGGCGCAUGUGUGGUGGUGGCUUCCUGUGGUAUCUAUGGGCACAUCUGUGUUACUUUCUGGAUGCUCAUGGACUGAAAGCAACUGGAAAUGGGUGUGGCCCACAGGAAGCCCUCAUCUUAGAAACAUACUUUGGGCUAAUGUCCUAUCCUGUAAGGCAUCAGAUAUGAGGGAAAACUCCAUUUCUGCAGUGUUUUAAUACCACACAUACUCUGGUCAUUUGACAUUGUACAAAGUAUUACGUUGCCUUAAAGUAUGUGGUGUUUUCUUGAGCAUUCCUUGCCUCAGUUGCUUCUCCUUGAGCUCCCUGUCUGUUCACACAUCUAUUUGGCCUUUUUGUAAAUAUGUAAUGUCAGGUUUACUUCUGAAUCCUCAAAAGUAAAAAUUGUUCCUGAGUUCAAGUUACAUGUAUUUUAAUAUAUGGAGUUGCUUGCAAAGAUCACAAAAAUUGCUGAUUUUUGGACUGUGCGUUUCAGCCCAUUAGUGAAAUUGUGAAAUCCAGUUAGUGGAUGGCCACUGGCAUUACAAAGCAAUGAAGUAGAAUAAAGUAGGUCAGAAUGCAUCAUGCAGCAAAGGCAAGUAUUGUUUUGUGAAACUUCUCAGCUGUGUAUCUAAUAAUGAGAGCUGGCUACCAUGUUAAAUGUAUUUAUUAGGGGUAUGAUCAAAAGAGGUUUAAAAAUACUAACAAAGGUUGAAGAAAUGAUCUGUAUCUGAACUAAGAACCAAAUGUGGCCUACAUAGGUGAUCUUGAGGUUUUGCUUUAACUUCAGUUUAUAGCAUUGUUUCUGUUGCCUUACCAUAAAUUUAAUUGCCAUGCAGAUACAGAAAGGUGUCUGUCAGUGUUUGAGGAGGCAAUUUGUGUAACCCCCAAACCAGAGGCUUACCAUAAUAAAGUAUUUAUUUCUUCAUUCA